AUGGGUGGCCUACUCACGUUUAUUUCUCUGAACAUUCCGUUCUUUUAUAUCCCAUCCUACGCGCAACAGAAAGGAAUACCAGCUGAUGGAAUGGCAUUCUACCUUCUCUCUAUUAUUACAACUGGAUCGGUUUUGGGGCGCAUAUUCCCCAACUUGUUUGCAAACCAGGUCGGCCCCUUCAACAUCAUUUUAUUAUGCACCAGUGUAUGCGGAGCUUUGAUGUUUGCUCUGGUGAACCUAUCCAGCCUGGCGGGUAUGGUAGUUGUCACGCUGCUCUAUGGGUUUUUCUCGGGGGCUCUCGUUUCCUUACCGCCGAACUUUUUUGUGCGUCUUUCUCCAGAUCGAAGCUUAAUCGGAACCCGUAUGGGUAUGGGCUAUGCGGUCAUGAUAAUUGGCAACUUGAUAGGUACGCCUGUGGCGGGCACUAUUUUGCAAAGUAGAGGCUUCAACUUAAUGUGGAUAUUUGGGAGAAUCAUGUCGAUUGCCGGCGGUUUGACUAUGCUGGUCAGUCGUAGUAUACAAGGACAGUGGAGCCUAUUUGCGAGGGUCUAG
This is a messenger RNA of Penicillium chermesinum, 552 nucleotides long. RefSeq names its product MFS general substrate transporter. Lineage: Eukaryota; Fungi; Ascomycota; Eurotiomycetes; Eurotiales; Aspergillaceae. Gene Ontology annotation, molecular function: transmembrane transporter activity. Gene Ontology annotation, cellular component: fungal-type vacuole membrane. Bases 1 to 552 code for a protein of 183 amino acids. The record is from RefSeq and is a predicted model, not a curated record. The transcript has a single exon.